Molecule: messenger RNA, 1701 nt
Organism: Rotaria sp. Silwood1
Lineage: Eukaryota; Metazoa; Rotifera; Eurotatoria; Philodinida; Philodinidae
Source: the annotation of a GenBank genome assembly
AUGGCCAAAACUAAACAGUUGGCAGCAGAAGCACUUGAUGAAGGAUCGAAUCGAUCGGCAGUUGAACGACAAACGGAAGCCUCACAUAAGAGUGGCACUAUUUGGGAAGCUGUACGCAAAGCGGAUAGGGCAGAACUCGAACGUCUUCUCGAUGUCGAUCCAAAUAGUAUUUUUGCAAGAGGUCCCGUUGGUGAUUGUCCCAUUCAUAUGUUAUUCUUAUAUGGAACUGAAGCUCAUCUCAACAUCGCUCGACAUCUCAUCACACGUUUUCCAGAGACUGUCGUACAGAUCUACAAUCAGCCAGUUGAUAGCAAUGGGAAUACAAUAUUGCAUUUACUUGUCAUUCAUAAUCUACCGAAAAUGUAUACUAAAUUCAAGAAACGUUGGUUGGAAGUACAGACAACGGUGAUUAGCGAGUCUAGCAAGGUAGAUGACGAUAAAGUCGCAUCCACAAAGAAAAAAGAGGUUCCAUUAUGGAAACGUCUCAAUAAAGAUGGUUUCACUCCCUUUACAUUAGCAGCUAAAUUAGGUGUAACUGAUAUGUUCUCUUUUUUACUUGACGAACGUAAAAUUGUUCAAUGGCGUUAUGGGCCUAUCUCGUGUGUACUCUAUCCACUUGAUGAACUCGAACUUGAAUUUCAACAAGAAGGCGGGGAUACACCACCUGGAGCUCUUGAAUUGAUUGUACAAAAUGCUCAAGCUGAACUUAUUAUGCAUCCACGUAUUAUUGAUUUAGUCGAUAAAAAAUGGGAACGUUUUGCUGGCCGUAUUUUUUUUCGACGUUUUUUUGUCACUCUUGUUUAUCUAUUCAUUUUUCUUAUUACUACAAUUCUCGAUCAGACACGAAUAGAAACGACAACAGGUAAAGAUAGAAAAAUGGUGGUAACUAGUAUUGAACAUCCAGGCGGCAUUCAUCAAAUAGUACGCACCAUAGGUCAUCUCAUUGUAUUAGCUGGAGCUGUAUCAAAGGGGAAAUCUGAAAUAAGAGAAAUGAUCAAUGUGGGUGUACGAAAAUAUUUUCAAGUUACGGGUUCUGCUCUUCUUGAAAAUUAUCUAUCAUCUUUAUUUUGUUGUGGUAUCAUUAUAGUUAACAUUCUUCAUCUACUCGAUAUGCAAGCAUACACGAUCGUACUUGCAUUUGUCUCUAUUAUAGGCUGGGGUUAUAUGCUAUUUUUUGUUAUGGCUUUUCAACUUACUGGACCAUUUGUGCUUAUGAUCUAUGAAAUGCUUUUUCAUGAUGUUCUCUGUUUUUGUAUUAUUUAUAUGGUAUUUCUUGCUGGUUUUUCACAAGCAUUCUUUGUUCUAUUCAAUAAUAACGGUUUUGGUGGCUUUCUUGUGAGUAUCAAACAAUGUUUUUUUGGCAUGUUGGGUGAUUUUGAACUUGAUCAUUAUCCGGGAACAACAUUUCAAUACAUCAGUGUUUCUUUACUUGUCAUUUAUAUUAUUGUUGUUUCUAUUCUUCUACUUAAUUUACUCAUUGCUAUGAUGGGUGAUACAUAUGGAAAUGUAAUCGAAGGUGCUACACAAAUAUGGCAUUUAGAACGGGCACGUAUUGUAUUUGCAAUUGAAAAUGAAAUGUCGAUAGACGAACGGAAGUUAGAUAAGAAUAAAUAUUGGACAAAUGUCGAUGGUCAACGAUAUUUACAAGUAGAAGAAGUUGACAAAAAUUGUUUUCGUGAUAUUAAUAAUGAUGAUUGUUAA